Molecule: messenger RNA, 1734 nt
Organism: Cylicocyclus nassatus
Lineage: Eukaryota; Metazoa; Nematoda; Chromadorea; Rhabditida; Strongylidae
Source: the annotation of a GenBank genome assembly
CGUGCGUUGUUUGGUUGUUCCCGAAGCGCAAUAGCAAAGCUCCGGACGGCGAGAGAAGUGCGGGAACCAGAGAGGCGUCAUUGCACGGCUUAGCUCUCUGCCGUAGUGCUUAUUGUUCGGCGAUUUCACUGGAGGACUAAGAAUGCGUGAAGUCAUCUCCAUUCACGUUGGUCAGGCUGGCGUGCAAAUCGGAAAUGCAUGCUGGGAGCUCUACUGCUUAGAACACGGAAUUCAGCCCGAUGGUCGUAUGCCCUCAGACAAGCAGACGCAGGACGAUACCUCAUUUUCCACUUUUUUCUCGGAAACUGGAGCAGGUCGUCACGUUCCGAGAGCCGUAAUGGUUGACUUAGAACCUACUGUGAUUGAUGAAAUCCGAACUGGAACUUACAAGCAACUGUUCCAUCCUGAACAGCUAAUCACUGGCAAGGAAGACGCCGCCAACAACUAUGCAAGAGGGCACUACACUAUCGGCAAAGAAAUCAUCGACCUUGUGUUGGAUCGAGUUCGCCGGCUGGCUGAUAACUGCUCUGGAUUGCAAGGAUUCCUCAUCUUUCAUUCCUUCGGCGGUGGUACAGGAUCAGGCUUCACAUCAUUAUUGAUGGAACGUCUAUCCGUUGAUUACGGAAAGAAGAGCAAGCUUGAGUUCUCUAUCUACCCAGCUCCUCAGGUCUCAACUGCUGUAGUGGAACCUUAUAACUCAAUUCUGACGACGCAUACUACCCUGGAGCACUCCGAUUGCGCUUUUAUGGUCGACAACGAGGCAAUAUACGAUAUUUGCCGUCGCAAUUUGGAUGUUGAGCGACCUAGUUACACUAACCUCAAUCGACUCAUAUCACAGGUGGUCUCUUCUAUAACUGCCUCUCUGAGGUUUGAUGGGGCCUUAAACGUAGAUCUUACUGAGUUCCAAACUAAUCUUGUUCCGUAUCCUCGGAUACAUUUCCCUCUGGCGACGUACUCUCCCGUAAUAUCUUCUGAAAAGGCUUAUCACGAAACGUUAUCCGUCGGUGAUAUAACGAAUAUGUGCUUCGAACCAGCCAAUCAGAUGGUUAAGUGUGAUCCUCGUCACGGAAAGUACAUGGCUGUCUGUUUGUUAUACAGAGGUGACGUUGUGCCGAAAGAUGUCAAUGCUUCAAUCGCUGCAAUUAAGACCAAGCGUUCAAUACAGUUUGUGGACUGGUGCCCUACCGGUUUCAAGGUUGGAAUCAAUUACCAGCCUCCAACGGUGGUUCCGGGUGGAGAUCUGGCUAAAGUCCCUCGUGCUGUAUGCAUGUUGUCGAACACUACGGCAAUAGCCGAAGCUUGGGCUCGCCUCGACCGCAAGUUUGAUCUUAUGUAUGCAAAACGAGCAUUCGUCCAUUGGUAUGUCGGAGAAGGCAUGGAGGAGGGAGAGUUCAGCGAGGCACGCGAGGAUCUUGCUGCUUUGGAGAAGGAUUACGAAGAAGUUGGUAUCGACUCUGUCGAUGGUGAGGGAGGUGACGAUGUGGACGAAUACUAAUCGCCUGCUGGAGCUGUGUCGGUGUUACAUUUGUAGCUGUCAUACAUAGAUCUCAUAAUCCGUUGUGAGGUCACCGAAUCUUCUACUCGUGUUAGUAUCCUUAUUCUAGAAACUGCUUAUUAUUUGAUCUGUGAGGUGUUUCGCACCUAUGCCUGAAUAACUUGUCCGAUACGUUGAUCCUCGAUAGCAGAAACGUUUCAAGCAAAACAUUAGGAAUCUCACUUUCAUGGAGAGCCUAU